UGGAGAAGGGGAUCAUCUGUGAAGCUGCUUGUCUUAGUUUGAUAUAUUGUUUGCAUAUAAGAUUGUGAAUCGGGGAGAAAAGUUUUAGCUUCUUUUCAGCAGUAGUGCGAUUGGAAACAUGAGUUAUGCUUGUGAUUUCUGCGGAGAUCAAAGGCCAGUAGUAUAUUGCCGGUCUGAUGCUGCCUGCUUAUGUUUGUCCUGUGAUAGAAAUGUCCAUUCUGCUAAUGCACUGUCCAAACGCCAUUCUAGAAUAUUGUUAUGUGAAAGAUGCAAUUCGCAACCUGCUUUUGUUAGAUGCGCAGAGGAAAUGGUUUCACUCUGUCAGAACUGCGAUUGGAUGGGACACGGCACCUUUACCUUGAACUCAACACAUGAGAGACAAGCGAUUAAUUGUUACUCUGGUUGCCCAUCAUCCGCUGAACUUUCUUCCAUUUGGCCAUUUUUUCAGCAAUCUCCUUCAGCAGGUCAAUCUACCUGUGGACAAGAAUUAGGUCUAAUGAGCAUCGAUGAGAACAUGGAGAGUACUUCCUGGGACCCUACAGAGAACAACAUUAGCCAGGAUAAUACUGGCGUGGCAGUAGUUAAUGAAACCUGCAGUACAGAUAGGGGAAGUGGCUUGGGUGGGACUUCUUCAAUCCCUGAACUCAAAUCUGCACGACGUCUGAAUCAGACAUCUGGAUCAAAAGAUGCAUCAUCGUCCAAGUCAUGUUGCCCUCCCACAAAGUAUCCUGGACUUUCUGAGGAUGAUCUCUACGAUGACUUCAACAUGGGCGAAGUUGAUCUGAAUCUUGAAAGGUAUGAAGAACUCUUUGGGAUGACUCUCAAUCAUUCGGAACAACUUCUCGAGAAUGGUGGAAUUGCUAGCUUAUUUGGGACAAAGGACAUGCCUGCUGCUGAUUCAAACUGUCAGGCGGCGGCGGCUGGUGCUAAGGGCUCAUCUGUUGGACUGGUCAGUGCUAUCCAGCCAGCAUGCAGCAACGCGGCGUCUGGUGAUUCCAUGAUGAGUAAUAAAACUGAUUCAAUUCUGUAUUUUACCGCAAGGCAUGCCCAUCCAACAUUUUCUGGCCAAACCGGAGAGAGCACUGCAGGAGAUUACCAAGAUUGUGGGGCUUCCACUAUGCUUCCCAUGGGAGAUCCUCCUUGGUGUCCUCCAUGUGCUGAGAGUUUCAACCCAUCAGCAACUAGAAGUGAUGCUGUCUUGCGUUACAAGGAAAAGAAAAAGACGCGAAUGUUUGUGAAGCGAGUGAGAUAUGAGUCUCGCAAAGCAAGGGCUGAUGUGAGAAAGCGUGUGAAGGGACGGUUUGUAAAAACUGGCGAUGCCUAUGAUUAUGAUCCAUUGAGCCCAACAAGAAGCUUUUGAGAGUACAAUCUUUUAACCAUGCUUACCC
Messenger RNA from Hibiscus syriacus, 1388 nucleotides. RefSeq names its product zinc finger protein CONSTANS-LIKE 9-like. The transcript has 4 exons. The record is from RefSeq and is a predicted model, not a curated record. NCBI's taxonomy places the organism in Eukaryota, Viridiplantae, Streptophyta, Magnoliopsida, Malvales, Malvaceae. Gene Ontology annotation, molecular function: protein binding; zinc ion binding. Bases 119 to 1360 code for a protein of 413 amino acids.